AUGUCUUACAGCCUCAAGCUCAGCUCUAGCUCUCCAGAACCGCAUUCGUCGAACGUCGCUACCAGCAUGGCCCAGCUCAAUGUCGCGGAUGACGAGCAGAACUCGUUCUACGGCACACCGCCACUGGUGUACGACGAACCCAUAUGCGUGCACCAUGUCCCGCCGCCCUCGGCCAUCUCCACCAAAUACUACACGCUCGAAGCGCCCCCGCCCAACGAACUUGCCGGCCAGCCCCAUCUGAUCCCACCUAUUCCGACCGCGACCACCACACACACCCAAACUCACGCUCCCGUUCUCCCAUCAGCCCCCGCGUCUCAACGCACUGCUCCUGUGCCGCUUGGAAGCCACGAUCUUCCGAAACACAGAAGAAACAAAGACGACCCCGGCGGCAGCCCUGGCCAAAUGGCGCAGCCUGCGGCGCUCGUCUCGGAGCAACCGCGCGCCGGACCGUCAUAUCACGGAAGCCCCAUGCGCGAGUCUCGCCAUGCGGCGCACCUGCCCACCGACGAUGGUGCGCACGCGGACUCGCGCUCGUCGACCCCGAACUCUAGCUACUACGUGCCCCUCGAGGCGGCCGCGUGGAGCACGCCGCUCUCUGGGUUCUCUGAGCUCACCGCCGCGCUCCUCCCGCCGCCCGACUACGUCGUCCACCCCCCGAACGAACCACACCAUCUCUACAACGCCGGACCCCACUUCGACCCCGCGCCCGACGCCGCCGCCACUCGCAACGGGACGCGCGUCGCGCCCCACGAACGGCCGAGGACGCCCAAGACGCAACGGCGCCUCCUCCCGCAUGCGCACCAAGACGCGCCUUCGACGUCAGACUGGACGUCGGCAGGCGAUGGACCCAAGACGGAGCCGAACGAGGACACGCCCCGCGCGCGGUUCGUCUACUCACCGACGACCGCGCGGCGCAUCAACGUCUCCGUUGGCAGCGCCGGCCUCCUCCAACUGGCUAGCUCGGAGCUGCGCGAGCCCGCGGAGGCGAAGACGCGCCACAAGCGCCUGUCGACCACGAGCAAGGCGUGCGUCUUCUGCCGGAAGCGCAAGAUCGCGUGUGGGGGCCCGUUGGCGGGGGACGAGUCGCGGCGGUGCGGAUCGUGGCACGGGGACGCGGGCGCUGUCCCGGCGUCCGUACCUCAGCGCCCAGCCACGGCUAGAGAGGGGGGCGCGAUGUCUCCAGAAGUCUAUCAGGCGAUCGUGAGGCAAUCGGAGGUUUCGCGUCACCGGUCGGCCGCCCAAGGUCUCCGUUUCGCGCUCACUCAUCCCACGCUGCGAUUCUGUGGCAUGAGGGUGCUCGCACGGAAGCAGCCUAUGUCUCAGGCUCGCGCGCGGAGAGAGCAUUCUAUGAACGCCCUCCGUGUCAUGUCCGGUGUCGGUACGGACGCGCGCACGCCAAUGGGAAGAGAUGGUCGUCUCGUUCUCUUCGGCACAUUGUUGCUGGAUGCGCGGAUGGGAACGCUGAUCGCUCGAUUUGUUUUGAUUUCGCGGCUGCGCAUGACGGCGAGAGGGAUAGAACUACCAGUGUCAAACAUUGGGAUAGGUCAAAACGACACGCAUGCGUUGGGAGGACGGCGGAUGACCCAACACGCCGGGAAUAUCAAAGUUUCUGCUCGUCCGAUAUGUAUGAGUAAACCUUACGAGAAACGUAGCGUUUUUGGUAGCGUUCUGAGCCCUUUAGAAUGA
Epithele typhae is the source of this 1686-nucleotide messenger RNA. RefSeq lists its product as uncharacterized. The record is from RefSeq and is a predicted model, not a curated record. The coding region runs from base 1 to 1686 and encodes 561 amino acids. Gene Ontology annotation, biological process: regulation of DNA-templated transcription. Gene Ontology annotation, molecular function: DNA-binding transcription factor activity, RNA polymerase II-specific; zinc ion binding. The transcript is spliced from 8 exons. NCBI's taxonomy places the organism in Eukaryota, Fungi, Basidiomycota, Agaricomycetes, Polyporales, Epitheliaceae.